This is a messenger RNA of Octopus bimaculoides (California two-spot octopus), 6041 nucleotides long. RefSeq names its product cytosolic purine 5'-nucleotidase. Gene Ontology annotation, molecular function: 5'-nucleotidase activity. The record is from RefSeq and is a predicted model, not a curated record. NCBI's taxonomy places the organism in Eukaryota, Metazoa, Mollusca, Cephalopoda, Octopoda, Octopodidae.
UCUAAGUUCCUCACCAUGCUACUGGAUAAGCUAUCAGCCACUAAUGUACACCUGAACCCUUACUUCCCGAAAAUUUUUCUCCUGAGUAGAGAAAAAAUAUUUUCCACUAUGUCUGCUAAACCUAACAGUAUAGACACGAAUGCUGGCAAUAUGAAUGAUUCACAGAAAAGGGUAAAAUACCGCCGGGAGCCUGAUAAAAGGAUAUUUGUCAACCGAAGUCUGAAUUUGAAUAAGAUCAAGUUCUUUGGAUUUGAUAUGGACUACACAUUGGCAGUGUACAAGUCGCCAGACUAUGAAUCAAUGUGUUUUGAAGAACUUAAAAAGAGACUUAUUAACAUUGGCUACCCUAAAGCAAUCAAAGAAUUUAAAUAUGACCCAUCAUUUCCCGUCAGAGGUUUGUGGUUUGAUAAAAUCUAUGGUAACCUGCUAAAAGUAGAUAGCUAUGGAAACAUUCUGAUCUGUGUUCAUGGCCUCAAAAUUAUGAAACAGUUUGUUCCAGAAACUUACAUGUUGGCCUGUAUCGUCGAUUACUUCUCAAACUGUAAAGACUAUGAAAAGACGGACACAGGGGUGAAAGCUGAAUAUUUAUAUAUACCUUAUACAUCAAUGUUCCAAGAUGUCAGAGCUUCAAUUGAUUGGCUCUAUCUUCAGAGUAAUCUAAAGGACGAAACUGUCAAAGAUAUAGAAAAAUACAUUGAGCGCAACGACAGUUUAUCUACCUUACUUGAGCGGAUUCAAAAAUAUGGCGCCCAAAACUUGCUCAUCACCAACAGUGACUUUUCAUACACUGACAAAAUUAUGAAAUAUUUACUGGAACCAGUAAAUGCGGUGACAGAAUCACUAAAUAUUGGAUGUCACAUAGGCCCUAUGAAGAAGGGACAGAUAUAUUCUGGAGGGUCCUGUUCAGGUUUAUCGCAGAUGAUUGGUGCCACAGGUAAAGAUGUGUUAUAUAUCGGUGAUCACAUCUAUGGAGACAUUCUCAAGUCUAAGAAAGAAAGAGGAUGGAGAACGUUUCUCAUUAUUCCUGAACUCAAGCAUGAAUUGAAAGUGUGGACAGAUAAAAAGCAUUUGUUUGAGGAAAUUAGUGAUCUUGAGGUGGAACUGUCAAGGAUUUACAGAGAUCUUGACAGCAGUUCUCAAGAAAAUCCCAGUAGUCAACACAUUAGGAAUUCCCUGAAGGACGUUAAAGGUAAAAUGGAUUUAGCGUAUGGUUUAUUGGGAAGCCUAUUCAGAAGUGAUUCACAACAGACUUUCUUUGCCGCUCAAGUGAUGCGAUAUGCUGACCUCUAUGCAGCAUCUGUCACCAAUCUACUCCACUAUCCAUUUUGCUAUUCAUUCGUUGCACCAAGGAUGUUGAUGUCACAUGAAUCAACAGUGGACCACGAUGACUGUCCGCCAGUAGAAGAUAACUUUGCAUCAAGGGCACGGUCACAGAGUCAAAGCCAAGUUAUGAAAUCUCCAGUUUCAAAAAAAUCUAGGCUGAACAGAGACAUUCCUAACAGCAAAAAUGUUCCGAAUUUAAGAGCUGACACUCCAAAGAAGUUGACUUAUUCCCCUGAUGAUGAUGAUUCUGAUGACAAUUGAGAACUGGGACUAAAAAUCCCAAAGUUCAUUAAGUGCAAAUCAAAACAAAACAAAAGAGAACCCUUUUUCGAUGUCUUUCCUUUCAAAAUUUGAUCCUUGAUUUCUCUCCAUUGUAUUUUUAAGAUCAUUUCAUCAUUCUAUUUUUUUUUUUCGUUUGCCAUCGUCUUCUUUCACACAAAGAAUAUUACUGUUUUAUAGCAAUAUCUCUAAAUUCUUAAUGUCUUUAGGUAAGUUUAGGAGUGGCAGGGGUCAGUGGGGUUUGGCAGAAAUGGCAGAGCACAGGAUAAAAUACCUAUGUUUAGGUAUUUUUUAACCUCUAAAUUCAAGUCCUAUUGAGGUCAACUUUGCUUUUCACUUUUCUUGGGUCAAUAAAAUAAGUCCUGUAUUUGAUGGUAUAUAAGCCACAAUUUUCUUCAAAAAGAAAUCUCCAAAAAUCACCCCUGUGUAUUAUACACAAAGUUGGGUUAGGGUUAGGUUUAGGGUUAGGGUUAAAGCUGUUUUUCUUCUUGAAACUGCUCUAUUGAAAUUGGGCUGUGUCUAAUUCGUCUAUGUGUAUUUUAUGCCAUCAAAUAUUGUAAUAAAUCUCUGUUAAAUAUUGGGAUCAAUAUAUUUAAUUGAUAACAUUCUGCUCCAAGACUGUGGCCAUGUGCCCCUCUCAAAAAUCAACACUAUUUACUGAAAUUAAAAAAAAAAACCCUAUUCCAUUAUGAUGGGUGAGUGGUGCAUGGGAAUCCUUUCUUAAUUUAAUCUCAGUAACCUGCUGUUUAGGUAUCUAUAGGUAGGUUUUCUUUCCUUUCACAAAUUUAAUAUUUUACUGUUUGGCAUCUAAUUACUUAAAAACCUUAUUAAUAUUAAUUAAAGUUAGGUUGGCUUAACUGUUGGCAUGCUGUAAAAAACGUUCAGCGGCCUUUCGUUCAUCCCUCUGUCAUGAGUUCAAAUUCCACUGUGGUUGACUUUGCUUUUCAUCCAUUUGGAGUCAAUAAAAUAAUUACCAGUUGAACAAGUUUCCCAUUCCCCUGAAAUUGCUUGCCUUGUGCUAAAAUCUGAAAUCAAUAUUAAUUAAAGUUGACAUUUGGCAGAGUGAAAAAAAUAAAUCUGGGGAAAAAUAAUCAUGUUUUGCUGAAGAAGUUUAAAAAGACGAAAACCUAAUCCAUGUUGUUUUUUAGUUUACCAAAUUUUGGGUUAAAUUAAUUUCGAGGUCUCGAGCUAAUCCAUAAUCCAUAUAGUCUGAUAACAAUUUGAUCUGACUUGAACAUGCAUAGGCUGAUCAACCAUCCGGCCAGCUGAUUAGUGAAACCUUUCAAUGACCAACUCUGCACAGCCAUGGAAUAGUGUUGCUCUACUGACUCCUCCUCCUGAAUACUAGUGAUAGCAUGGAUCAUAAUGAGUAAAUUUGAGCUGACUCUACCAGAUGGGAGACACUGAGUUAAUGUAUUCAUGUCACCACAACAACAACAUAGUUAAUUAGUUAGGAUUUUUGGUGCUGACCCCCACCCCUCACUUCCUUUCAUUUGAUAAGGUUUCAAUGGCAUUAGUCUCUAGUUAACCCGUUUUUGUUCUGCUCCUCAAAGCUAAAGUAAUUUUAAGUGCCAUACUUCCCAUCGCUAAGGAUGCUUUUACUAUAAACAUACACCUAAUGUCAACUUCGUUCUAUGAAUGGAUGCCUUCCCAACCAUUGACUAUAUAUAUAGAAAUGUGUGUGUGUGUAUAUUAUAUAUAUAUAUAUAUACACACACAGACACGUGUGUGUGUCUGAAUGUAUGUAUAUGUGUAGAGGUAGCGAGCUGGCAGAAAUGUUAGCAUACUGGGCGAAAUGCUUAGUGGUAUUUCAUCUGUCUUUACAUCAUUCUGAGUUCAAAUUCUGCUGAGGUCGACUUUUUCCUUUCAUCCUUUCGGGGUUGAUAAAUUAAGUAUCAGCUGUGUACUGGGGUCGAUCUAAUCAACUGGCCCCCUCCCCCAAAAUUUUGGGCCUUGUGCCUAGAGUAGAAAAGAAUAUAUAUAUGUGUGAGUGUGUGUAUACAUAUACUUAUAUAUAUAUAUAUAUAUAUAUAUAUAUAUCAGGUUCACAAUCAUGAAGUAGUGAGUUUGAUUCACACAGACCUGGCUGUGUGUUGUGUUCUUGAGCAAGACACUUUAUUUCACGUUGCUCCAGUUAACUCAGCUGUAGAAAUGAGUUGCAAUGUCACUGGUGCCAAGCUGUAUCAGCCUUUGCCUUUCCCUUGCAUAACAUCGGUGGUGUGGAGAGGGGAGGCUGGUAUGCAUGGGUGAUUGCUGGUCUUUCAUAAACACCCUUGCCUGGACUUGUUUUUCGGAAGGGAACUUUCUAUGUGCAAUUCCAUGGUCAUUCAUGACAGAAGGAGGGCUUUACUCUUUACCCUAUGUACAUGUAAUGGUGUGGAGAGGGGAGGCUGGUACGCAUGGGCAACUGCUGGUCUUCCAUAAACAACCUUGCCUAGACUUGAACCUUGGAAGGAACUUUCUAGGUGCAAUCCCAUGGUCAUUCAUAACCGAAAGCGGUCUUUACCCUUUAUAUCUAUCUAUAUAUGCAUACACACACAUACGCACACAAACACAUAUGUAUAUAUACACAUGCACCCAUAUAUGUUCUAUUACUGUGUUGCAAGUUACUCGGGGGCCCUCACUGGUGCUAGUGUCAUGAAAAAGGAGCCAAGAAGUGUUCAUAAAACGUUUGGCUUUAGGAAAGACCUGCAACUGCAGAAACCAUGCCAAUGCUAACAUCAGAGCUUGAUGUAGGCAGCACUGUGGCUUGCUUCAUCCUCACAAACCGUCCAACCUGUGCCAGCAUGGGGAAUGGAUAUCAAAUGAUGAUGAUGAUAUGUGUAUAUAUUUUAUGUGUGUAUUAAAUCUUAUACUUGUGUAAACACUAAUUCUGAAAGAGGACAAGAUGUCCCCAUAGCCAUCACUUGCCAAAUAACCGUCUCACUGAUCACAUCCCUCCCCCAUCUCUCCACACCAUUUAAGGCAGUAGUUGGCCAUUAAUUUUUCAAUACUGUUAUAUAAAACAGAUGUGUAAGAACCCUUAAGAGGAAGAGAUGUAUACAUAUCAAAAAAAAAAAAUAAUGAAUCUUUGUGUCUUCAGAGGAUCAUUAUGUCAAAAAUAACACAAGCACUGGUUUAAUAUCACUUCAUUGUUUGUCAGUUGGUUGAAUAAUCAACUAACAAUAAUGAAGAUGCCUGGCUCAGUGGUUAGAACAUUGGACUCACAAUCACAAGUUAGUGAGUUCGAGUCCUAGACCAGGCUGUGUGUGGUGUUCUUGAGCAAGACAUGUUAUUUUAUGUUGCUCCAGUUCACUCAGCUGUAGAAAUGAGUUGUAUCAGCCUUUGCCUUUCCCUUGGAUAACAUCAGUAGCGUAGAGAGAGGAAGCUGGUAUGCAUGGGUGACUGCUGGUCUUCUAUAAAUAACCUUGCCUGGACUUGUGCCUUAGAGGGGAACUUUCUAGGUGCAAUACCAUGCUCAUUCAUGACCAAAGUGGGGGGGGGUCUUUACUUUUUACCCCUUUUAAUGAAGAAGUGAUAUUGAAUCAGUGCAUGUGUCAUUUAUUAUUGGCAUAAUGACCCUUCCAAAACACAACAAAAUUUGUUCCAACAGAGAAAUUCACAUCAAGGAUCUUGCAAACCAAAUACAAAAAUGAAAGGAAUCUUUCAUUUUAUUAAUUCCUACAAAUACAAUUUUAUAUUUUUUGUUUUGGGGUUUGAACUUGAAACCCUCCAUCCCCUUUUUAUUUUCUAUUCUUGUAUGGGUUUUGGAAACUUCACCAGUGAGAAGCUUGAAAAUUGAAUAUGGGUCAAAUUUUGAUCUGCAGACAAAGGAUUCUUCACCCUUGAUGAAGAGAGCGGAAAGGAAAAAAAAAUUUUUCUAUUUUCUAUAAUGCCAAAUUUAUGAAAUAUGAUCUAUAUACCAGGGAAACGAGUGGCUGAGAAGAAAUACAAAUUUCCCUUUAUUUCCUGGAUAAUAUGAGAAAAAAUACCAAUCACUCGUUCAACCAAUAACUCUAUCAAAAUACUAAUCGGAAGAAGUAUAGUUUGUGUUGACAAGAAUUCUUUAGAAAAGUUCACAAAUUUCUGCAAGUUUAUAUGAUAAAGGGACAAGAUUGGUGAUUAGGUUUUGAGCAAAACUCUCCUUUCUAGUUUUGGGCCUUAAUUAAAACCCAUAGAUAAAGUUUGCCAUUCAUCACUUGGGGAAUUAGUUGCCUCCCUUAAAAUAGCUGACCUUGUGCUGAAAUUGGAAACCUCAAAUCUCAAAAAUCUUCCUCAGGAUUCUAGCAGAAUUCAAUAUGGUACACUUUUCUGUGGGUCAACAACACGAGUACCAAUCCCAACAUUUCUCAGUCUCUUAGAUAGCUGUCCAGGUGUUGUUUCAAGUGUUGAUUUAGCCUUUCAUCCCUUUUGUGGUCAAUAAAAAUAAGUACUUGCUGGCCUUGUGCCAAAAUUUGAAA